AUGAAAUGUUGUCAAGCAACAUUUGGCAUUGUCGCAGUAACUGGUGAUGAUGGUGAACACACUUUGUCAAAAAGACAAUUUCAAAUGAGUAUGGAAGAAGCUUUGAGAAGAAUAGCUGCACAAACUCCAGGCGGUCAACCUAUGCUGAGUGAAUCACAGUUAACAGAACUUAUAGGCGCCGACGGGAACACAAGAUAUCAAGGACCAGUACUACAAGAAUUCAGAAACAUUGCUCAAUCAAUCAGUAGAUUCCGUCCUGGGAAUUCUUCAAUUAGGAAUGAUCGAAAUGUGUGGUGGAUGCAGGUCAUCAAAGUAAUUGUGUUACUUUUCACUUGUAGUAAACUUUUGAAAUAUUUCUGUUAG
Molecule: messenger RNA, 363 nt
Organism: Trichobilharzia szidati
Lineage: Eukaryota; Metazoa; Platyhelminthes; Trematoda; Strigeidida; Schistosomatidae
Source: the annotation of a GenBank genome assembly